Molecule: messenger RNA, 1755 nt
Organism: Paramacrobiotus metropolitanus
Lineage: Eukaryota; Metazoa; Tardigrada; Eutardigrada; Parachela; Macrobiotidae
Exons: 2
Coding region: 830-1423 (197 amino acids)
Molecular function (GO): protein binding
Source: RefSeq, a predicted model, not a curated record
CUCAAACGCAACAUUCGCAACUUUGCGCAACAUUUUGCUUGUUUUCAUGUUCAUUGUUUUGCUUUAUUUUUUCCUAACGUUAACAGAGAUGUACUUAUUACUGACAUCUGAGAUGCAGAAGCACUUUUGAAUGAUAUUAGAUGACAGUCUUACAAACUCUGUAGAGCCGUGCAAGUCAAGACAGGUUGACCAUCAAUUCGAACUUUGCCCGAACUUGUUUGGACUGUGGCGCUACGAGUGCGUGGACUUCUUGGACGAAUCUGAUCAGCUUCAGCAUGCCAUCAUCUCCCAUAUCAUCCCCGCCCGCGGUGCAUUGAUGGAAUGCGUAGUGAAUUUCGGCCAUCCCCACCCCGCUGAAUCUAUCCCCAUCGCACGCUGUCUGGAAUGCAUCCAUACCCAUUUCACGGUUGGCAGUCAUGUUAUGACGCUAUUUCAUCCUUCGCCGCAGGAUCCCUGGAGCUGGUAUCCCGCCACCGUACUGGCUGGCUAUCCGUGGGUGUACGCCUUUGUGGAGAUUGACGUGGCUGGGCAGCGGGUGCGGGAGGUUGUGAGUGCGGGCCGCGUACGGACCACGACAGUCCACACACAGGAGGAACGCCAUGCCUUUAGGAAGGGACGGGUGAGGUUACCGGAGGAUCGGGAUUUGCGCGGUGUGACACAGAGGGAUGAGUUCUGGCCGCUGUGGAAUCGCAGAAGCGGGGCACUUGGUGCAGGGUGUCAGGGUGAUUGCCUGGAUUACUAUAGAACAGCGCGGGAUGACGAUGAAAAUAAAUGAAAAAUUUUUCAAUGUUGUAAAGGCUACUUGCAAUCCAUCCAGAAAUCACUCCGUAUGCCAGACGAACCAGCCCCCACCCAUCCCGGGAUACCAUCCGAACCUCACAUCAUCGAUGUGCUUCCGGAAAUAACAAUUUGCAUCUUCAACGAUUAUCUGAAGGCUGACGAUAACCUCCGUUCACGUCGUGUCUGUCGAUUCUGGAACCACGUCCUGACCUCCCGCCAAGCGUCGUCCCGUGUCCACAUCGCCUGUACCGACGACUGCGGAGAGAUUGAGUUGGCCACGCUGCUGUUCAAGAUGGUCACCAGUGCCACGCACAUUGUGCAUAUCACCGGAAAUGGAUUUCCCGCCCCACUGCGCACUCUCCCCGCCAUGCUCGCCGCCAUGAAGGUGAAGCUUCCAGUUAUCUCCGUGAAGAAUGUUUGUAUCAUGAUGGAGGACAUACUGGACUGCUCGCACGCCGAUGCGGUAUAUUUAAAUUCAUUGUGGCAGAGUGUGUGCGGCAAACUGAUGCUGGUGGGUGUGGGUUGGAAGGGGAAUGUGAAGAACCAGGAUGUAAAGAUGGCGGAUUCGCUGGUUAGCGGCAUGGUGGGUGAUGCGAAUACCGUGAGUACGUUACGAACUGUGCCGUUCCUGUGUAACGUUUAAUUGUGAAAAAACCCGGUUAAUACUCCUCCGCAAGAUUUUGUGAACGUUAUUUGAGAAAGUGCGAUUCACGCAAAUUGUCACGGAUGGUUUCCAGUAUGAUUGGUCAUGUUCAGGUUUUGUUAGUUGCUAAUGUACAUAUAAAUUGUUGGGUCUUUUUUACUUGUUAAUUUGAUCUCCUAUUGUUAUCUGGUGUGCGUUCGGGUGAGUCUUUUUUUCAUGCAGUGUAGCAUUGUGAAAAUAUGGAACCGGAAACAAUGCCGCGAAAUGAAUUGCAAUUCCUGUAAUUUCUUGUGUUUUUAGAAGUCCGAAAGAUUUUUUUUCGCCUACCGCGA